This is a messenger RNA of Lactuca virosa, 2914 nucleotides long. The record is from the annotation of a GenBank genome assembly. Lineage: Eukaryota; Viridiplantae; Streptophyta; Magnoliopsida; Asterales; Asteraceae.
CAUUUCUCUCUCCUCUAACCAAAAAACAACGGCGCCUACAAAACUACCCAACCCAUCUCUCUCACACUCUCUCCAUCUCGACCCUUUCCCCCUUCCGAAACUUCAGUUCUCAAGUUGUGUGGGGAUAGAGAAAAAACAGAUGUAGGUGCAUGCAUCUUUUUAUUUAUUCUAUUCAGAGUUUUCUUCAGACUUUAUGUGGAAAAAGCUACAAAAUCUUGGCGUUUCUUCCACUAAUUCGACCAUGAGGAGGUUUUCCUGAAUUGGGUUUUUGUCAAAAACCAAAAUUCUUUAUGUAAUUGAAUGAUUAGUAUGCGAGAGACCCAGAUUUUGUGUUUCAGAACGCUAUGGAAUUUUGAUUUUUAAAGAAUUUUGUUUCCCAUUAUUGAUGAGGAGAAACGGGUUGCAUUUCUUGCAAGAACAGGAUGCUAUAGUCUUCAAAGACACCGAUGAUUCUCUCUAAUCAAAUCAAAUUAUCCAACAUAACGCGUUUAAUUCACUCAAUGUCGAGAAAAUUACCAAAUUUCAUGUUACUUUUCCUGUUCUUGGUCUCUGUUUCGGCAUCCGAUAAUGGAUAUUCAAGCUGUAACUGCGAGCUUGAAGGUUUUUUCGGGUACAAAAACAUCAUGGAAACCCAAAGAGUGAGUGAUUUCUUAAUCGCAGUUGCUUAUUUCUCGAUUCCAAUCGAACUUCUUUACUUCGUAAGCUGUUCAAAUGUUCCUUUCAAAUGGGUUCUCUUUCAAUUCAUCUUAUUCAUCGUUCUCUGUGGAAUGACACAUUUACUCAACGGAUGGACUUACAAUGCCCACCCUUUUCAACUCAUGCUCGCACUCACCAUUUUCAAAUUCCUCACAGCAUUAGUCUCAUUCGCUACAGCGAUAACCCUAAUCACUCUAAUCCCGCUUCUUUUAAAAGUUAAAGUUCGUGAAUUUAUGUUGAGAAAGAAGUUUUGGGAUCUCGGAAGAGAAAUGGGAAUGAUCAAGAAACAAAAAGAAGCCGGGUGGCAUGUCAGAAUGCUGACUCAUGAAAUCCGAAAGUCCCUCGAUCGACACACCAUUCUUUACACAACUCUCGAUAAAUUAUCAGAGACUUUGGAUUUACAAAAUUGCGCCAUUUGGAUGCCUGAUGAAGCUAAAACUGUCAUGAAUUUGACUCAUCAGUUAAAAGGGGUUGAACAGAAUUUAACAAUCAACGACUUUUACAUCCCGAUUCAAGAUUCUGAUGUUCAAGAGAUUAAAAGAAGCGAAGUGGUGAAGUUACUCGAUCGUGAAUCAAGACUUUCGGCGUUGAGCAGCGGUGGGUUAGAUCCGCCGGGAGGUGUGGCGGCGAUUAGAAUGCCAAUGCUUCGUGUGGCGGACUUCAAGGGUGGCACGCCGGAGAUGGUUCAAGUCUGUUACGCGAUCUUGGUGUUGGUUCUUCCCGGAGAAAAUUUCCGAUCGUGGACUAAUUCCGAACUCGAGAUCUUGAAAACAGUUGCCGAUCAAGUGGCGGUGGCUCUUUCUCAUGCGGCGGUGCUAGAAGAAUCCAGACUUAUGAGAGACAAAUUAGUGGCGCAAAAUCAAGCUUUACAACAAGCUAAACACGACGCCAUGAGAGCAAGUCAAGCUAGAAGGUCAUUUCAAUCAGUCAUGAGCACAGGUUUGAGAAAACCGAUGCAUUCAAUCAUGGGUUUACUUUCGAUUCUACAAGACGACAAUCUAAACGAUGAACAACGAGUGAUUAUCGACACCAUGGUGAAAAACAGCAACGUGCUUUCGAUUCUGAUAAAUGACGUCAUGGAUGAUUCCACAAAAGAUAACGGGAAAUUUCCUUUGGAAAUGACGUCGUUUCGGCUUCAUGAUUUGGUUAAAGAAGCUGCGUGUCUUGCGAAAUGUUUGUGUGCUUAUAAAGAUUAUAAAUUUGAGGUUAAUUUUGAUAAAUAUUUACCGGAUAAUGUUUUGGGAGACGAAAGGAGGAUUUUUCAGGUGAUUUUGCAUAUGGUUGGGAAUCUUUUAAGUUGGGGGAAUGGUGGUGGGUGUUUGACUUUUAGGGUUUUUGGAGAGAGAGGAAGUCAAAGUCAACAAUGGCGGAGUUGGAGGUCAAAGUCUAAUGAUGGUUAUGUUAAUGUGAAGUUUGAAAUUGGAAUAAAUGAUGCGUUUUCGGUGGUGGAGAGAUCUUCUGGUGAUCAGAGAAGCCGGAGAGUGGUGGCGGAGGAGAGUUUGAGCUUUACUAUGUGCAAAAAGUUGGUCCAGAUGAUGCAAGGGAACAUUUGGGUAGUCCCGAAUCCAAUUGGGUUCGAUCAAAGCAUGUCACUGGUUCUCCGGUUUCAGCUCCGGCCAUCAAUAAUGCUGGCCGGAUCUGAAACCAGUGAACCCUCAGACCACCACCACCCGCUAUCAAACUCCAUCGUGAAAGGCGUUCAAGUUCUUUUAGCGGAUGAAGAUGAUAUAAACCGGGCAGUCACUAGCAAACUGCUCAAGAAACUUGGAUGUGUUGUAACCACCGUGACCACCGGUUUCGACUGUCUCACCGCCCUCAACCCGCCGGUUGCCGCCUACCAAAUCUUGAUUUUGGAUUUGCAUUUAUCGGAUUUAGAUGGGUUUGAAGUGGCAUCAAGAAUCAGAAAGUUUAGGAGCCGGAAUUGGCCUUUGAUCAUUGCUUCAACUGCUAGUGGUGAUGAAGGUUUGUGGGAAAGAUGUUUGGAAUUUGGGAUGAAUGGAAUUCUUCGGAAACCGAUUCGUAUGCAAGAUAUUGCUGAUCAAUUGAGGAGAGUCUUGAUUCAAGCCAAUAAAGUGUCGUGAAGUUAAAGUCGGAAGAAGUUUGUCGAAAGAGCUAACAUAUCUAUAACUAAAAGAGGGAAUAUUAUCGAUAUUUGUUCAGAGUUAUAUUACUACUUAUAGCGUAAAGAUAAAGUAAAUAAAAAUUGUAUGAGGAACAC